AUCAAGUACAGAUAAUCAAUACGAAUGUGAAAAGGAUCAGGAGUUUCACUGGAACCUCUCACCGCCUUGCGGUAGUAUACUCAUAAUUACUUGUCCAGCUCAACUGAUCAUGAGAAACCCUGGGACUUUAGUCAGGAUAAUCAAGCUUGGUAGUGAGAGUCUCACAGCUUAG
This is a messenger RNA of Sphenostylis stenocarpa, 172 nucleotides long. NCBI's taxonomy places the organism in Eukaryota, Viridiplantae, Streptophyta, Magnoliopsida, Fabales, Fabaceae. The record is from the annotation of a GenBank genome assembly.